AUGUGCAUGACGAGAGAAACGUGCAACAUGUCGCUCGAGGUGAAAUGCGUAUAUAUGGUUUAUGUGAUGGGAGAGAAAGGAAGAGAUUUGCCAAAAAGGCAAACGAUGAGCCAGGAGGAAGAGGAGGUAGAAAAUCGGCAGACUUUUGAUGCCGGUUGUUGUGCUGCUGAUAAUGUUGCUGUUAAUGGUGCUGUCUUGCGCUUGCUAAAGAAUUUCAGAGCUCGUGAAAUCCAAGUUGGGCUUUCGGGCUCGCACGGAUCACUGGUGCUGCUGUUGCUGUCACUGGUGUUGUUACUGCUCGUGUCUAGAGAAGGGGCCAUUUGGACGGUAGUACCUGCAGGUGCUGAUUUCCGCUUAGAAGUACGAUUCUUUUUUGUGAAUGCAAUUCUGGCCUUAUUGAAUGACCCUGGUGCACUCGACUGUCUACGCGGAGCUUGUGGGACUUGUACAGGACGUCUGUGGUCUGUAGCGCUCGAGCGCCUGGAAGGUGCGGGUGUGGAACCAUCGGCAGAGAUGUCGAGAAGAGAUGAAUUUGGCGAAUUGGUUGUGGAGGGACGAUGGCUCUGUUCUGCAGUUGGCAGAAAUAGUGAAUCGUUGUGGUAUGGGAAGGGGAGUAACCGAGGAGAUUGCAUGACAGCAUCCAUACUAGAUGGUCUGCGCUCACGACGGCGGACGGGAAUAUGUGAUGUUGAGAAUUUCUCUGAUUUUGAUAAAGAAGAUGAAGAAAAGGAUGUGGAUGAUGUUGAGGUUGAUGAGGUUGAUGUAGAGACGGUAGCCAUGCCAUUGUAGUAACGUAUCAGAACAUUUGCUGGCUGCUCUGUUUCGUCUGUGACAAGCAUGAGAUUUUCUUUUGUAAGGGGCAGAGGCCGUGAUGAUGGUGCUGAAUGUGUUGCUGAAGAUGUGAAUGAAAAUGAUGUUGAGGGUGUUGACUUUAGAGUUUUAAGGCUGCGUCUGUGAAGAUUGGGUAAUGAUGUUUUGUGGGCAGAAGAAACUGCAGUGGUCGAGUGAGAAACGCGAUCCAUUGGAGACUAGAAGAGGGACGGGAUAGAAGGGGUGGAGCAAAGGAGGUGUAGGAUUGAAGAGUGAUGUG
Phycomyces blakesleeanus NRRL 1555(-) is the source of this 1090-nucleotide messenger RNA. RefSeq lists its product as hypothetical. Lineage: Eukaryota; Fungi; Mucoromycota; Mucoromycetes; Mucorales; Phycomycetaceae. The transcript is spliced from 3 exons. Bases 1 to 789 code for a protein of 262 amino acids. The record is from RefSeq and is a predicted model, not a curated record.